CUUUGUUCAACAGGUUGCGUUCUCCUUCUGAUAAUGUGUAGCUUGAUAUAUUAUGUAUUAUGUCCUCUUCUGGGCACAUGUUGUUAAGGAGGCCUUUCUGUGACUUCUGCGGGUGUUGCUCCUUGACCUUCUCCCCACGCGCUUUUUGCUAAAAAAUGGCACUACCGGUUUUUGUGGUGGCAUAAUUUCCCGUGUGUCUUCUUCCAUUGGAUCCUGUGUUCCUUUUUCAAUUGUGUGCUAAGAUCGGUGUAGUUCCCCAUUUCUUCUUGGUGCUCUGAAUGUUGCUGUCUGCCAUUUAUACUCCUUAUUCCCUCUGUAAUCCUGGGAAACCUGGAAAAACUUCGAUUUUUUAUAUAUGAGUAAUUCAGUCAUUUUCAACCUUAUCCUUUCAAUUGUGUUAACCAAUCGUUUGCCUUGUCCUGUUCCAAUGCAGACCACACUGAGCAUGUGCAGUGCCACUGGCACACAAAACGUGGCAUAACAGAAGCCAAGAUGGAAACCUCCAGUGGAUAACUUUGAAGGCCUGAUCAUUACUGGUAUAGGGCUGCUGAACCUCUGGAUUGGUACAUACCAGGUGUAAAACAUGGCAGAUUCCUUGCACCUCCUUAAACCCGUUGCCUCUGAGCAUGGUUCACAUGGGAAUGGUGGCUCUACAAAUAAUGAAAACCUCCCAUUAUUACUUCACCGAACCCUAAAUGAAAAUGAGAAAGGCACAGGCCCCAGUGGGUCCCCAAAUCUGCAUAAACGAUCAAUACCCAUGGACUCUAUAAUGGAAGAACGUGUAAUAGUACCCAUGGAUAAAGUUUUUGUGAAAGUACCCUCUCACAUUACAGAGCCCGACGCCCCAUAUCCGGACCUCCCUCCAGGCAUUAAAAUGUUUGAUAGGAAACUCCUCUUUAAUAUUGUCUCAAGAGGCAGUGCAGCAGAGCUGGAGGGACUCCUGCCUUUCUUGAUGUAUGAGGAUAGGCUGCUGACUGAUGAAGAAUUUCUAGAAGAGACAACAGGGAAAACAUGUUUGUCCAAAGCUCUAAUGAACCUUACAGAUGGCAAAAAUGACACCAUCCCAAUUCUUAUCAACAUUGCUGAAGAAACUGAUGAUCUGGAGGAAUUUAUCAAUUUACCAUUCAUAGAUGAGGAUUAUUAUGGCCAAACCGCUCUGCACAUAGCCAUUGAGAGGCGCUGUAAGCAUUAUGUUGAGUUGCUGGUACAGAAUGGGGCUGAUGUUCAUGCUCAGGCCAAAGGGCAUUUCUUUCAACCCAAGGAUGAAGGAGGAUACUUCUACUUUGGUGAACUUCCCCUGUCCCUUGCUGCUUGCACCAACCAGCCUGAGAUAGUCAAGUAUUUGACAGAGAAUUCUCAUAAUAAGGCAGAUUUAUGUCGUCAGGAUUCCCGUGGUAAUACAGUUCUGCACGCCUUGGUCACCAUAGCAGACAAUUCACCGGAAAACACCAAAUUUGUCACCGAGAUGUAUGAUCUUUUGAUUAUUAAAUAUGCAAAGUUGUGCGCUAAACGUGCUAUACCCAACAACAACAGCAUGCCGUCUCUCAUGACAGCAGCCAACCCGGAAAAAAUAGAGGAGAAGCAAGAAGUCGAGAGCUUGGAAGCCAUUCUCAACAAAGAAGACAUGACACCUCUCAUGAUGGCAGCCAAACUGGGAAAUAUUGGGGUAUUCCAGCACAUCAUCCAACUUGAAAUGAAAGAUGAAGAAGCUCGACACCUCUCACGGAAGUUCCGGGAUUGGAAAUAUGGCCCUGUGUAUUCUUCACUUUAUGACUUGUCCAUGUUGGAUUCAGUACUGAAAAUCUUGGUUUACAAGAGUACAGCUAAGAACCGCCAUGAGAUGCUGGCAGUGGAGCCCAUUAACGAAUUAUUAAAUGACAAGUGGAAGAAGUUUGGUGCUGUUUCUUUCUACCUCAGUUUCAUUGCCUACCUCAUUAUGAUGAUCAUCUUCACAUUAAUUGCCUAUUACCGACCCAUGAAAGGCACGCCCCCUUACCCUUACAGAACAACAACGGAUCGCUUGAGGCUUGUAGGAGAGAUCAUUAUUCUGCUGACUGGGAUAGCCUUCUUCAUUGGCAAUACAAAAGAUCUUUAUAUGAGGAAGUACCCUGGAGUAAACGCUCUAUUUACUGACGGAUGCUUUCAGCUGCUUUACUUUAUCUACUCUGUGCUGCUCCUUCUCACAGCGAUUCUGUACCUUGCUGGUAUUGAAGCUUACCUGGCCGUUAUGGUGAUUGCCUUGGUCUUGGGGUGGAUUAAUGCCUUAUACUUUACAAGAGGCUUGAAGCUCACUGGGAUGUACAGCGUUAUGCUUCAGAAGAUCUUGUUUAAAGAUUUAUUUCGCUUCCUGCUGGUGUACCUGCUCUUCAUGGUUGGAUUUGCAUCAGCUUUGGUAUCCUUGCUGUAUCCCUGCACUGAGGACGAGAUAUGCAAUGUUGGACAAGAAAACUGUACUGUCUCAGAAAAUCCUUCCUGCCAACACAGCACCACAUUCAGUAUAUUACUGCUAGACCUUUUUACAUUGGCCAUUGGAAUGGGAGACCUGGAGAUGCUCAGCCAUGCCAAGUACCCUGCAGUCUUCAUCAUUCUGUUGGUGACAUACCUCAUCAUCACCUUUAUUCUCCUCCUUAACAUGUUAAUCGCUUUAAUGGGAGAGACCGUUGGGGAGGUGUCCAAGGAAAGCAAGCAGAUCUGGCAACUGCAGUGGGCUAUCACAAUCCUAGAUAUAGAGAGGUAUCUUCCAGCCUUUAUAAAGAAAUCCUUCCGCUCUGGAGAAAUGGUAACUAUUGGAAAGAAACCGAAUGGGGACCAAGAUGAACGCUGGUGUUUUAGGGUUGAUGAGGUGAACUGGUCCCACUGGAAACAGGAUAUUGCCAUUAUUAAUGAGGAUCCUGGAAGGAGCAACUUGCAGAAAGAUCAGCCAGUGUUGGGGGAGCCUAAAUCUGACCAACCUUCAGAAGAUGCCAAGGCACUUCUGGAAAAAGACCCACAAGACCUGACUCGUACCCAGAGAAGGAGAUUGCUCAGGGCUGGCAGGAAUGCCAAACACAAAGCUAAAAAAAUAAAUGAAUUUCUAUUCUCAGAGUUAAUCCACAUGGGGGAACCAGACAAAAAUAAAAAAUAAUCUACCAACUGUGGGUACCAGCACCAACAUGCAAUAGAUCAUAGAUUCUGUGCUCUGAGCUGCUAUACAGAUUAAACACUGUGCUUGACUCGAGAUCCCUAUAGGCAAAGAGAAGAGCAGCGUCGAUAUUGGUUUCUGGUGACCCAUUUGUCCAAUGAGCCAAUGACCACAAUGUCCAGGUAACAAAGAUGGCUGCCAUUGCUCCCUCUUUAUCUCUAACCACCGAAUCACUCUAAUCACCCUCAAACUUCCCAUGCAUAUUGCAUUCAUUGGAGCUUUCUGUAAACUCAAAAGUACCCAAUAGCAGUAUUUUUGCUUUUUGCACAUAGACAAAAAUUAGUUUUUUACCAUAAAAAGUUAUUUGAUUAGUGCUCUACACUUGUAAGUGUGGGCUUCUGUGCACAGGUUUUACUGUGCACUAAAGUGUUUUUAUUGCUUUGAGUGAUUUUCAUUGAAAUUUUAAUGACUGUAUAUGUAAUGUUUUUUUGCUGCAUGUCCGUGACUGAUCUCACCAAUAUAAGGCUCAUUGUGCAGUUAAGGGGAUUAGGGAUUUUGAUUUCUGAUCUCGCUAUACCUUUUUUUAUUGUUUUGAAAUAUAUUUAAUUCUGCAUUAGUAGUACUGACCAGUGGUGUACUGUAAACAUAGGAGCCCGGUGUGCACUCAACCACUCUCCCACCCCCUGCCGCACCACCGCACCCAGCAAUUGAGGCAAAGAUUGAAUCGCCCGCUGGGUUGGGGGAGCUGCCAUACAGUAGACCAUAGCUAAAAAGGUGAAGUUGUGCUCCCCACUAAAUUUUAAACCAGGUGUGACCACAAAAUUCCUCUACAGUCA
This is a messenger RNA of Xenopus tropicalis (tropical clawed frog), 3957 nucleotides long. It is a transcript of the gene trpv4l.4, whose product is annotated as transient receptor potential cation channel, subfamily V, member 4 like, gene 4. Gene Ontology annotation, molecular function: monoatomic ion channel activity. Lineage: Eukaryota; Metazoa; Chordata; Amphibia; Anura; Pipidae. The coding region runs from base 584 to 3124 and encodes 846 amino acids. Gene Ontology annotation, cellular component: plasma membrane; membrane. The record is from RefSeq and is a predicted model, not a curated record. Gene Ontology annotation, biological process: monoatomic ion transport; monoatomic ion transmembrane transport; transmembrane transport. The transcript is spliced from 18 exons.